CAUUUUCUCGCCAUGACGAUGACGGUGACGAUGGCGGCGGCGGCGGCAACGACGUGUUCCGGCCGGGGUUGGGGCCGUUCUGAGGGCUUUCCCGGUGGCGUCACCCCUUCCCCACCCCGGUAUUUCACUUUCGAAACCCCCGCGGCGCCCAGCAGCAACCCCCGGCCCCGCCGCCGCCUUCGCCGGGUGCUCUACCCGCCCGCCGUGCGGCGCCCGCUCCCGGCCGAGGAACCGAACGUGGCCAAGCGGCUCCUGGUGCUGCUUUUGGCUGUGGUGAGCGCCCAAGUGUACAACACGCCUGAAGAGGGGACGCCUGAGGUGGCUGUCACAGCUGUGGUGACACCGGAGACCCCCAAAGCAACUCUGGAGGCUCCCCCGAUGACGCCAGUGACCCCCACUCUUCCUGCGGUGACAUCCAGACACGGAGCGCUUCUCAGGACUGCUGGGACACCCCCAGGGACAACUUGGACACCCAAUGGGACUCUGGUGAGGACGCCGGCAGCACCCAUGGGUGCCUCCUGCCCCCGUCUGCUGCUGUCACCCACUCUUCAACCCCACAACUCCACGGCUGCUCACUGAGGGGCACCCAGGACCCUCACCUUCAUCUCGGGGUGACACCCAGAACCCCGCUGUGCCCGUCACCGCCGCCUCGGGGCUGUGCCACACAGGCUGGACUAGUAGCCGCGCCUAUUUUGGUGCCCACAGGGUGGCACCGAGCACCCAUGGCUGCCCCUUACACGUUUAGGAGGCAUUUUGCACCUAUUAUGGGUGUCCCUACCUCACCUUCGGGGCUGCCCCAACACCCAGGGGUGGUUCGGGGGCCGCUCCCCUCGUUCCUCCUUCCGCCUACGGCAUUUAUUUAUUGUAUUUAUUUCGCGUUAUUUAAUUCGGGGUUAUUUAAUGUCAUUUUGGGGGGUAUUUAAUAAUUGCUUUUUAACAGAACUCGCUGCUGGG
This is a messenger RNA of Cuculus canorus (common cuckoo), 954 nucleotides long. RefSeq names its product immediate early response 3 (gene IER3). The transcript has 2 exons. The record is from RefSeq and is a predicted model, not a curated record. Gene Ontology annotation, biological process: DNA damage response; negative regulation of apoptotic process. NCBI's taxonomy places the organism in Eukaryota, Metazoa, Chordata, Aves, Cuculiformes, Cuculidae. Bases 13 to 579 code for a protein of 188 amino acids. Gene Ontology annotation, cellular component: nucleus.